AUGAAUCUCGCAAUGAACCUCACCGGCAUGUCCAUGUGGUGUCUCAUCGCCUACUGGAUGUACUGCCACAAUGAAGGUGUUGGAUUCACCAACAAAGACCUUGCCCAUGUCACCAACCUUCAGAAAGUGUUCAAGGCACAGAAGACCCUUCUCCACCUCAGACUCCUCAUGGCACAGCACCAUGAGGAGCUCACCACUGUGAUUGGCACCCUUGCUAUGGCUGCCUCUACAUGA
Messenger RNA from Acanthamoeba castellanii str. Neff, 234 nucleotides. RefSeq lists its product as uncharacterized. The record is from RefSeq and is a predicted model, not a curated record. NCBI's taxonomy places the organism in Eukaryota, Discosea, Longamoebia, Acanthamoebidae. The coding region runs from base 1 to 234 and encodes 77 amino acids. The transcript is spliced from 2 exons.